This is a messenger RNA of Monodelphis domestica (gray short-tailed opossum), 8192 nucleotides long. Lineage: Eukaryota; Metazoa; Chordata; Mammalia; Didelphimorphia; Didelphidae. The record is from RefSeq and is a predicted model, not a curated record.
CUGCAAGUUCCCAGAUUCUCACAGAACAAGCAGGUCCUGGAGGGACUGGGGGAUAUGAAACUUUUGUUUGAGUAUCUGACCCUGUUUAGUAUUGCAGAGAUUUCCUUUGACUUGAGCCUGGCUCAAGGCCUGGACUAUUAUACAGCAGUGAUCUAUGAAGCAAUGCUUCUUCAGAGCCCAGAACAUCAGGGGGAGGAAGCACUUGCUGUGGGCAAUGUGUCUGCUAGCAGGCUCUAUGAUGGACUUAUUGGCAUGUUUGACCCCAAGGGUGGCAUGGAAAGAAUCUUCUCCAUUGUGGAACAAAGGAUGGAGGCCUCUAAAAAAAUACAAACAGAGACACAGGUCCUUGUGACAACAGCACAAAAGAAUUUUCUUAGAGAACAAAUGAAACAGAUUGCAGAGUUCUGGGAUGCUGGGAUCAGGGCUGAGAUGCUGUAUAAGAAGAAUCCCAGUUUCCUUACUUGGCUACAUUACUGUGAGGAGAUGGGCAUCCCAUUAGUGGCCAUCAUUGGAGAGCAAGAGUUAAAGGAUGGUGUCAUUAACCUUCGUUCUGUGGCCAGUAGGGAAGAGGUAGACAUUAAAUGGGAAGGUAUUGUAAGGGAAAUCCAAAGAAGAAUGUCUGAGUCCUGAUCUUGCCUGUUCUUCAUCUGCUAAGUUGUUCCCACUGGUACAUAUCUAGUCCAUUAUGGAGGCCCUCUAGUUUCCUUGUUUGGAGAUGGGGGAUUAUCACCUGUACAUUAGGCUCUUGAUUCCUCUUGCUUUAAGAGAAAGUGUUUGAGAGAAUGCAGAGCAUCCACUUUUAACAGCUGGGAAUAUAGUGUCUUGUAGAGUAAGACUAUGUCAGAGAGACACUACAGUCUGUCCUGUCAUUGACUUGUGUAAGAAGGAAGUUGAAUUGUGUUUUCUGAGCAGUCUGAAGAAUAUUCAGACUCUGAAUGAAUCCUGAAUGUGAAGGAGUUCUUUUUGAGGUCAGAAUUCAGACCCUCAGUUUCUUUUUCUUUUCUCUCUUUUUUUAAAACCCUUACUUUCUGUCCUCAUAACAAUGAUAAGACAGAAGGACAAGGUCUAGGCAAAUGAGAGUUAAGUGACUUGAUCAUACAUCAAGUUAUUUCAUAGUGUCUGAGGCCAGAUUUAAGACUUCAAGGUUCUAGUUAAGGUUUGAACUAAUCAUGUCUUCUUGCUUUAGGUGUUAAAAGGAGACAGAAAGGAAAGAAAAGUGACUGUCUUGAUUGAGUCUAAGCUCAAAGUGAGGGUGGAAUGGACAGUGUAAUUCCCUCCCAGCUAUUCUCUUUUGUGCCAGGGAACCUGCUUCCUCAUGGUUUUGAAUACUGAAGUUCAUACUCUUUAUCUCUUGGCCUCAUUCAGGUCCUUAUCUUUUAAGUAAAGAGAUUUCACCAGAUGACCUCUUGAGGUUCCUCCAGUUGUGCAUGUAUGAACUCUGUCUCCAGGAAUCAUAACAACUAAAAAGCAUGUGAUUAGUGCUUUUCCCCCCUUCACUGAUAUACUUAUACAGCUAUUGUUAGGAUCUUUUUCCUGGGCCAAAACAGCUGCUGUGGCUUGCCACAUGAGUAGCUGUUUGGAGAUGACUUAUAUUAAAGGUAUAAGUAAUUUGGAUUUAAAAGGGGAGGGAGGGGGGAGGUUAAGCAGAGUACCAGCAUGUGUGAAGGGACUAAAGGAAAGGAGAUUGACAUCUCACUGAAGCCAGUUGUGAUUUCUCUAGAAACCCCUUGGGGCAGAAACAGCAACCAAUGAAAAGUGAAUUCCCUAGUGUGGAAGGAAGCUGAGAUACCUUUUGGUUCUAGCCCUUAGUGAAGGAAUUAGAACAAUAAUGGAAAAUGAAGGAAAAAAUCUGGAAUUACUAAAGCUUUAGUUUGGAGCCAAGAUGGCAGAAUAGAAUUCUAGCCAAAUUUUUCUAAUAUUCCCCUCAAAAUAACUUUUAAAAUAAUGCAUCAAAUUGAUUUCUGGAAUACCAUCACCAACAAAAGAGCUGAAUGAGACAUUAGUCUAAACCAAAACAACAUAGGAUGUUGUGUUGAAAGUGUUAUGGGUAAAAUUAGGGUUGUUGACUGAAUAUAUUAUUUUACUGGUCGCCAGUGAUUUUUUAAUUCAAUCCCAAUAAAAUACUCAAGUCAGUUUGGGAUUUUUUAUGGUGGUUUAAUUACAAUAGUAGGAAGAAAUUUAGAAGGAGAAGAGGGUAAGGGUAGGAGAUUUUCUCCAGCCUGGAGUAAGUCAAAGGGAGUUCAGAGGCCUCAACCAAGGGGCCUUCUCAGAAGAUUAAAUCUAGCUCGGCUUCCAGCCACGAGAGGUCUCCUCUAAGACGAUGGGCUUCCUUGGAGGAUAGUCCCCUUUCAGGAGGACAAGGAAAGGAAGAAUGAGCAGCCUUACCACUCACCAAGGUCACUCAGGGAAGAUGCCUCACCUAAACCAUGCUACAGAACCAAAAUGCUGCCCAGAGCUCCUAAUGUCAACGCCGCCACGAGAACCCAGCCUCACUGAGAAAGAGCCCAGAGAGGAAGUGACGUGAAAUAAAUAGGCAGUUCUUUACAUCACUUCCUGCGUCUCACAUGUACCAAUGGUAGCUUAAGCUUGAUUUAGGACAGCCGAGGGGCUCAGUCAGUUGUUUCUGAUUUGUCAUUUGCUAGCACAUGUUGGUCAUAGGCCAUCCUACAGUUAAUCCUUAAGUGGGGGUGUAUACAUUCCGGGUUGCUAGAAUUCUAAAGACUAAGCAGGGUGGAGUAAAUCUAAAAUUCACAGAAAGAGAUACCUGUGGCCCUGGGGUGGGCAUUGGCUAUCAGAACAGCAUGACAUCAAUACCAGCUUUAGUCCAUGGAGGUGUCCGCUACAAUAGCAUCAUGAGAUCCAGGAACUCUCAAUACUCAGAAGAGGUAAGGAGAUUGGACACAAGGUCAGAAAGGUCAAAGCAGAUUCCUGUGUAGACGCACUGGGAAAAGAUGAGGUAUCAUUUGGUAACUCUAAUGCUUGAAUUACCCAGUUCUAGUUCACAGUUACAGGAUGGAAAGGAACACUAAAAUUUGCAAGGUGUCCUGUUUGCAGUCUCGGGCAGAGAGAACAGGGGCCUUUGUUUCUGGCUAUAGUUCCAGGGAAAAUAAGAGUACUAGCACUUGCAGUCCCAAUUGAUCAGUGGCUCUUCACACCACUUUGGAAGCACCAAAAACUUAUAGACCCACAGACUAGUUUGUGAAAAGAGCAGCACAAAAUUGAAAAAGAAAAAAAAUCCCUAAAUACCAAAAUAGAAAUCCUGAAAGUAAAAGGAAAGAAUAAAAUUUGAUGUAAAAAACCUAUAAAAUAAAAAGUCUAUAAAAUAAAUCAUUGAUUAAAAAUGAAAGAAGAAAACUAAAUUUCCAUUUUCAAAAAGGAAAAGCAUGAAUGUACCCUCAAUGAAGAUAAAAUUAAAACAAUUAUUAGGAGCUUUUUUGCCCAAAUAGGUGUCAGUAAAACUGACAAUCUAUAUGAAAUGAAUGUUUACAAAAAAUUUAAAUUGCCUAGAUUAAUAGAAUACCUAAAUACUUAAGAUAAAAUCUUAGAAAAAGAAGAAAGAACUGAUCAAAAUAGUGACACAAGACAUUUCCAAAUGAUUUAUGAUGAAAAAAAGCUAUUGGGGCAGUUAAGUGUCUCAGUGGAUUGAGAGCCAGGCCUAGAAAUGAGAGGCCCUGGGUUCAAAUGUGGCCUGACACUUAUCUGUGUGACCCUGGGCAAGUCACUUAGCCCCCUUUACUUAGUCCUUUUUCCUUGGAAACAAUAUACAGUAUUGAUUCUAAAAUAGAAUUUAAGGGUUUAAAACAACAACAACAAAAAACAAGCUAAUAACCUCCCGAUAGAGAGAAUUGAUAAACUCCAAAAUCAGAAUGAAGCAUUUUUUACCUUAGUUUUUUUUCUUUUCUUUUUAAAUAUGGCUAAUAUCAGUAAAGUUUUUACCUGACUUCAUAUGAAUAAUAGAAUAUUGCUUACCUUCUCAAAGGGCAGAAUGUUAUAAAAAAUAUCUAAAAUCUCCAAAGAAAGAGAACUCAGUUAAAAACCUUGAGUCAAGCAAAUAAACCAACAAUCAACAUGUUAUAACAGAAGAAAAGAUGACCUGCAGGACAUCUAAAUUGGUCUAAACUUCUCAAUAAAUAUUGAAUGACAAAAGAGAAUAAUUUCUCACCUGGUAGGCAGAGAACUUAUUGAUUCCCAUUGUGUGAAGUGGAAUUUGGGGGGGGUUGCACCACCAGAAAUUACUCCAAUGAGCAGACAAGAGGCUUAGAUAGAUGCGUGCAGAGAAAAUAUUAAUUAAAAAUAUUAAUAAGGGAAGGGUAGAACAUUGCUCUGAGUGGUUGAACCAAAGCAAGUGUCCAAAAGAUAUUCACAUGAAUUCAGAAUUUAACACAAUGCUCCUCUUCUUUUUCCCUACCACUUAUGUGUCUGUGUUUGUUAUAUUUUCUUUAUCUUGUUCCAAGUUUCCCAGUGUUCUCAAAUCCAUGGGAGCAUUCCUUAUGUUUGCAAUUUCUAAGUUAAGUCAGAAUUUAGUCAUGUCCAAGGCCUUUUGGGCUGAAAUAUUUAGGACAGGGAGUUAAGAUUAUAACUGUAAAUUUUAAGACCUUUCCCAUGGGAAGUGAGAAUAAAAAGAAGGGAGGAGGGUUUGGCCACAUUAGAAAAGAGUGAAUUAAAGGUGUAUAUGUAUAUAUACACACACACACACACACAUAUAUAUAUAUAUAUAUAUAUAUAUAUAUGUGUGUGUAUGUUAUUAUAUAUAUGAAUCUGCUUGAGGAGGAAGAUUUCUCUACUCUUCAUAAGGAGAUAUUGGUAUCUCCCUUCUGAAGGGCACCUAACUUUCACUAAUUUUGGAAGUUGCCAAUCUAUGAUUAGUAAUACUAAUUAAUGUAUGUUGGGGAAUAAUUCACAAUUUCAUUCCAUAUACUAUCAUCACAGUAGGAUGUUUUUCUUAACUUUUAUUUUUUUUUAAUUUCACCUUUUACUUUAUAGAAUUUAUAUUGUAGGUCUGCUCUUUUUAUACCCAAGUCAGUAUAAUCUAUUUCUCUCUAUUAUAUGUAGGAUCAAAUAUUAUAUUUUUUAGCAUUUGAAGCCCAUAGUACAGCCCCAUCUUGCCUUUCCAAGCAUGUCUUUCAGUCCGGUGACACUGACCUGUUUGCAGCCUCUUAGAAGACUCUCCAUCUCCCAACUCAGCAUUUUUACCAGUUGUCCCCAUGCCUUUCUUCUUCAUCAUCUCUUCCUUUUGACUUCAAUGACUUUCUUGAAACCUUAAUUAAUGUCUCACCUUCUACAAGAAACCUUCUCCCUUUUAUGCUCUGCUAGUAUAUUCUUUCUGUAUAUACUGUACAUUUAUACUGUCCUAAAUUGGCUGUUGUCUUUAAUACUUGAAGAGGAUACUAUGUGGGGUCAAGUGUUCAACUGUGGCAGAUCAACAUGAGCCCAAAAGGCUCUCCAACAGUUUAGGUACAAAUAAAUUAUGAAUUUUUGGGAUGGAGCCAUUCCUAAAUAUGUAUCUCCAGUUGCAAAACAUUUUUGACACAUCAAAUCAGAUCUAAAUAUUUGGGAAAACAUUAGUUGCUGAUGGGAAAGCUGAAACAAUGUAAUAAAAAUGACAAUUCUACUUAAAUUAAUUUACUCCUUCAGGGCCAUACCAACUAAGCUACCAAAAACUGAUUCAGUACAUCUAGGAAAAAAAAAACCACCAAAAUUCAUCUGAUAGAACAAAAAGUCAAGAAUAUCAAAGGAAGCACUUUUUUUUUUUUUAAACCCUUACCUUCCGUCUUGGAGUCAAUACUGUGUAUUGGCUCCAAGGCAGAAGAGUGGUAAGGGCUAGGCAACGGGGGUCAAGUGACUUGCCCACGGUCACACAGCUGGGAAGUGUCUGAGGCCAGAUUUGAACCUAGGACCUCCCAUCUCUAGCGGAAGCACUUUUUUUUAAUGUGAAGGAAGAUAGCUUAGCAAUACCAGACCUCAGACUGUAUUAUAAAGUAAUAAUCAUCAAAAACAACCUACUACUGGUUAAGAAAUAGAUUGGUGGAUCAAUGAAAUGGACAAUACAUGGUAGAAAAUGACUAGAAAUCUAGUAUUUGAUAGACUCAGAGCACAGAAUCUUUUUUAAUGUAGGCAUGCCAUGCUAGAUAGUCCUGGGCUAGUGCUUAACAGCAACCAUUAUGUUAUCCUUAUAUUGCUUCUUCUGUGUGAGCACUUUCCUUUUGUGGUGAGUUUUCUGUUAAACAAUAUUUAGGCAAACAUGCAUUUGAGAAAGGACCUCAGUAUCCUUUAAGAAAAGGUACCAGACACCUGUGUAUAGUUGUUUUUAUAUUAUCUUCCCUGUUAGACUGCUCUCUCUGAGAAAAGGUACUGUCUUUCCCCACCCCACCCCCCAGAGAUUAGCAUAAUGUCUGACACAUUAUAGAGACUUAAUAAAUGCUUCUUGACUUGAUUUAUACCACAUUAAUUUUACAUUUCAUUUAAAUAUCAGAAUUUGUUUAGUCAUCCCCUCAUUUGAUGAGCAUCCCUUUUAUGCCUACAGUGACAAAGGUGAUCUAUAUAUCAAGCUAGCUGCCUGAAGAAUUUGUUAGAUUACCUGAUUUUAUCUUAGAAAAUGAGAAGUGUAUUUGCUUUUUGUCUUAUACUCAAGUAUUUUAGUUUUGUUGAAGUGAUCAUAUGUAAUGGUUCUCUAAUAUUGGACUAAACUUGUAGAGAACUAAUUCUGUUAUUAUAUGAUGGUUAUAUAAUGACAAAUAUGGGUUCAAGGAUUUUAACAAUGUUUUAGUUUGGUUUAUAAAGUGAUAUUUUUCUAUCUUACCUUCUAGUUAUAUUUGUUGAAGUAUUACAUAUUGAUACAUAUUGAUAAUAAUAACUAAUAUUUGUAUAGAGCCUAUUAUGUGCCAGGCUCUUUAUAAAUAUCUCAUUUGAUCCUCACAACCACUGAAGGAGUCAAGGAAACUGAGGUAAACAGAGGUCAGGUGACUUGACCAGGGUCAAAAAACUAGUAUCUGAGGCCAGUUGCACUUUGUUCAUGGGGAUGGUUAUCUUUAUACCACUGAAGAAUUCCCUCUAUACUAUGAUUCAUUUGUCAGUUUUUCCACAAGGGUGAUUUUCAAACAUUUAAUUUUAAAAAUCUGGCAUUUUACAAGUUAGGUUUACAAACUGAAUACAGUCUUAAAAUUAGUCUUAAUAUUCUUACUGUCUAGAAAAAAUAGGAUUUAUGAAGUUUGUAACAAUGUACUGAAACGGUUUUGUCCUAAAGAUUUACUGUAUUUUUUAAACAAGUAUCCAUUUUACUUGCAACUGACCAUAGCAAUUACAAACUAAGUGUAUAAAAACACUUCUCAAACACAGUUCUCUGGAAAUGGACCCACAGCAGCUUUUAAAGCAGUUCUUUCUGUUAAUGUCAUUGUCAAGAUGACAAUCACUUCUCAGUCUAAAAUCUUCAAAAUAUAAAUACCUGUUCCCAGCAAAGGAGAUUGUAACCACAAAGGCAAAGAUGAGAUGACCCAGCUAUUGUGGAUAUGUCUGUCCCUCUCUUUGGUAACUGAGGAGACAUCUAUGAGGACAGCAACAAAGUGUAAAACGAAGGCACUUCCAUUAAAGUAGAGGCCCAUUGUGUUCCAUUGAACUUGGGGAAUCAAUAAUUAAGAAGACUGUGAGGAACCUGUAAAAUACUGCAACAAACAUCAGCCAGCUAAAGGCUGAAAGUUAUAUUGGAGUGAUCAGAAGCAGACCUAGAAUGAUCUUCCACAUGAUAAGGAUCCCUGGCAGGGUGCACAGGAACUCCCUGUUGUAGGUUAAGCAGCCUCUGAGAGAAGUUGUUAUGUGAGCAGAGCUCUGUGCCUCCAUGUUUGCCCCUGGAGCAAGGCAGUACCCCCAGCCCUCCCUCUGUGCUCCAUCCAGCCCCCCAUGUCAUUUUUAUCAUUUUCAAAUUUUCCUCUGUAGGAAAUUUUGGCUCACCAAUUUAAAAAAAUUUUUUUUCCUGACUUAGGAUUGAUAUCAAGAAUCAGCUCUAAGGUAGAAAUAUGUGGUAAGGGCUACUAGGAAAUGCCUGAAUCCAGAGUUGAACCCAGAUCCAUCCUCCGCACUCUAGGCUGACACUCUAUCCACAGGUCCCGCAUCUAUCCUAGUUCAUCCAUAGCCACCCAUUGCUUUUAUACCUUUAAUAUGGGAAUAAUAUGUCUAAAAUAGCUUUGCUUUUCCAUCUU